UAAAAAAAAUUUUAAUUUAAUCUCUAUUAUUUAUCAUUUUAACUCUAAUUUGAUCUUUUCAUUAAAAUUUUACCUAUGUAUCUAGUUAAUUUACCUUCCUUGGAACCUGGGACCCAACGCCUGGGUUCCGGCGAACCCACGUCUGGGUUCCGUCGAACCCACGCCUGGGUUGGGUUCCGUCGAACCCACGCCUGGGUUGGGUUCCAUGGAACCCAGGCGUCGGCUCGACGGAAUCCAGGCCUGGGUUCCGUCAAACCCGGGGUUGGGUUCCGGCGAACCCACGUCUGGGUUCCGUCGAACCCACGCCAGGGUUGGGUUCCAUGGAACCCAGGCCUGGGUUCCGUCAAACCCGGGGUUGGGUUCCUUGUAACCCGCCGCUUUUCUCCAGGUCAACAACCACCAAACCCUUUGAUGUUACUUGGACAGUAUAGCGAUGAUGAAUUAGAUGACGAAACAGAUAAGAGACUUGAAGAUGGUAUUAUGGAGAAUUCCAUGGCUGACCAUGCUGAUCAGGUCAAGGGGCCACUCAGUGAGGUUGAUGCAGGGGAAAGGCAAGCUUGUAACCUGUUCAACCAACUGGAUCAGGAGAGAGAUUCUAUCACAUUGAAUGGUCCCAGGAACGUGGAAGGCAUUGGCACUAGAGAAACAGAUAAUUAUGUCUCCAGUGACUCAGACAAGGAAAAGGAUUCUUAAAAAACCCCAAUUCCUGGAACUUCUGAAGUGCAAAUCAUUGGAGAUGUGGGGUCAGGCUGGAGGAUAGUAAUGCAUGAAGAGAAUAAUCAGUACUAUUACUGGAAUACUGAACUGGGGAAACAUCAUGGGAAGUACCCAAUGUUUUGGAUCAGACAAACCAAUCAGCCUCUGAUCAGAAAGCUCCUGCUAUUGAUUAUACAGAGAUUGUUCCUGCAGGUCCUCUGGAUUGUAAAUUGAAUUCAGGCAUUCAGUUGGAUGAUUCUUCUACUGCUGUAACCAUUAAGGGUUCAAUGGUGUUGAAUCUGGACCCCAAUUGGAUGCACAUGAUGAUGGAUACAAAGCUGAAGCUCUGAAGGAUAGAAAUUGGGUCCCUGAUUUUAAUCAAAUUGAAUCUCAAAGUGACUUCAAUGCAGUUAAUUCUCAAAUGGCCAGUGGAAAUUCAGUUGUUCUGAGAAUUACGCUCAUGCUGCGCUAGCCAGUGAAGAACAAAAUAAGGGAAUUGAUAUCUCUGCUCAUCUUGUGAAACAAGGAGAGUGUUUAUUAGAAAGAAUGAAGUCACUAAAAGUGU
Messenger RNA from Rubroshorea leprosula, 1261 nucleotides. The record is from the annotation of a GenBank genome assembly. Lineage: Eukaryota; Viridiplantae; Streptophyta; Magnoliopsida; Malvales; Dipterocarpaceae.